AUGGAUGUCGGGGGCGGUGGUCGUGGAACCAAGGAACCACUCCUCAUUGACGCGGUCAUUGGCAAAGUGGUAAAACGCAACCGUCGGAACUUCUCCGCCGCCUGGAUAGACUACAGAAAAGCAUUCGACUCGGUGCCCCAUGCAUGGCUAAAGAGGGUCCUCGAGCUGUACAAGAUUGACUGUACAGUUAGAGACUUCCUCGAGCAGUGUAUGGGGCAGUGGAGUACGAUCCUCUGUUAUCAGGGCGAGCGGAUGAUGGCUGCGGAGAACCACAUAAGGAUAAGAAGGGGUAUCUUCCAGGGCGAUUGUCUGAGUCCAAUCUGGUUCUGCCUCUCUCUGAACCCUCUCAGUACCUUACUGGAGGGCUCCGGGAGAGGAUUUCAGCUACGGAAAGGAGGAACAAAAGUGACCCACCUUUUCUAUAUGGAUGACCUCAAGUUAUUCGCCUCCAGUCGCUCCCAUCUUAUGGAAUUGCUAAACAUCACUUGUGAAUUUAGCAAUUCCAUUGGAAUGGAGCUGGGGACGGAUAAGUGUGCGGUCCUUCAUGUUGAAAGGGGAAGGGUUGCUAACUCUGAGGGCAUAGAUUUAUCUAUGCCCGUCAACUUAAAGACCCUUUCCGAGGCUGAAACAUACCGAUACCUGGGUAUGUCACAGAACAUCGGUAUCGAUGAGGCUGGUAUGAAACAGUCAGUUUGCGACGUGUUUUAUGCACGCUUGACCAAAGUGCUUAACAGCCUUUUGUCCGGUGUGAAUAAGACACACGCAUAUAACGGUUGGGUCAUGCCUGCCCUCAUAUAUACCUUUGGCAUACUCAGGUGGACUCAGACCGAACUUAACGCCCUGGAUAGAAAAGUCCGCACUACCAUGACGUCCCAUAGGAUGCAUCAUCCGAGAUCGUCGGUAAUGAGGCUGUACUUGCCGCGAAAGCAUGGUGGGCGUGGCUUCUUGAGCGCGCUCACCAUGCAUAAUCGCGAAGUGUGCAGCCUCCGUGAUUACUUCCUGGCGAGAUCUGAUGAUCCAUUCUAUAAUGACGUCAUUUCUUGUGAUAAAGGGCUUACCCCUCUAUCCUUAGCCCACGAGCAAUGGCAGGACCCGGCAGUGCUGAGCAUUUCCGACCGGGAGACCGUAUGGAAGGAGAAGGAGCUCCACGGGAGGUUCUACAAGGCUCUACAUGAGCCCUUCGUAGACACAGUCGCCUCCCUCCACUGGCUACGCUUCGGUGACCUCUUCGGGGAAACCGAGGGUUUUGUCUGUGCAAUACAGGAUCAGGUUAUUAAGACCAACAACUAUCGGAGAUACAUCCUAAAGGAUGGCACCGUGGACAUCUGUCGAGCUUGUCGCCAUCCCGGUGAGUCACUUAGGCAUGUCAUCUCCGGUUGUUCGGCGCUUUCUAACUCUGAGUACUUGCACAGGCACAACCUAGUAGCCAGAAUUCUUCACCAGGAGCUCGCUCUGAAAUACGGUCUCGUGGACCGGAAAUUGCCGUAUUACAAGUACUUGCCGGAAGCCGUGCUCGAAAAUGACCGCGCCAGGCUCUACUGGGACCGGGCCAUCAUCACAGACAGGACUAUUCUUGCGAAUAAGCCUGAUAUUGUGCUGAUGGACCGGGCACAGUCAAGGAUAUUUUUGGUCGACAUUACCAUUCCGUAUGACGAGAACCUCGUGAAAGCCGAAACAGACAAGCAAACAAAAUAUCUGGACCUGGCUCACGAGGUGACCGACAUGUGGGGUGGUCUGCCGACCGAAAUUAUUCCUGUAGUCGUCUCUGCAAACGGGCUAAUCCCAGUCAGCCUCUCGGGUCAUCUGAGGGACUGGGACUACGUGGCGGACCGCUCCGGGCUCAAAUGCAGAAGGCGGUGCUCCUCGAUACCGCCCGCAUCGUCCGCCGGUUUCUUUCCCUUUCCCCCUAACCCUCGGCCGUUUGGUCCCCCUGCCGAGGGCUUGCAUCUGGUUGGGCUUUUAUUUCAUAAUCAUAUCAUCAUAAACACUCACGCCUGUCACCCAGAGGGGUAG
Parnassius apollo (apollo) is the source of this 2013-nucleotide messenger RNA. The record is from the annotation of a GenBank genome assembly. NCBI's taxonomy places the organism in Eukaryota, Metazoa, Arthropoda, Insecta, Lepidoptera, Papilionidae.